AUGAUUCCAUCUGUUGUACUCUCGCUCAUCUCCAUCCUUCCGCUCACGUAUGCUGCUCUAUACCACCCUACGCCAGCUCUCUCCUUCCUAGAACACAUCCUCGUUGAUAACUGGGGCGCAUACGCGUCAAACUUCUCCUCCGCAAUCACUCCUUGUACACGCUACGUCUCUCAAACCGGUACCAUAGGAUCGACAAGCGGCCGUACGACAGCGGCACAAUGGAUGCGCGUCAUGUUCCACGACUUCGUCACUGCGAAUGUGAGUGCAGGUACGGGAGGUAUCGAUGCUAGUAUUGGUUUUGAGACGGCCAGGGAGGAGAACAAUGGGAGUGCUUUCAAUGAUAGCUUUGCGUUUUGGAGACCGUUUGUUGGGGCGGGCGUAAGUAUGGCGGAUCUCAUUGCGCUGGGCACGGUUAUGUCGAAUAACUUGUGCGGAGGUUCGCAGAUGUCUUAUCGUGCUGGGCGCAUGGAUGCGACAGAGGCUGGAAGUACCUCUGGAGUGCCUGCUCCCGAGACUAAUCUCGAAGAGACUUUGCGCUUCUUCGAGCGCGCGGGAUUUGAUAAGGUAGAUGCCAUUGGUCUUACAGCUUGUGGGCAUACAAUGGGAUCUGUUCAUCACGGCGGUUUCCCUGAGGUUGUAGAUGAGAGUUUCGUUACACCCGAGAACACGAAUGGCGGUAGCAACUUCGACAGUACACGUGGCGUGUUUGACCCUAAUGUCCUCGGAGAAUACCUGAAUGGAACAAGAAGUAGAGGAGGGCCGUUGGUAACGUCGUAUAACGACACAAUGAACUCUGACCUCCGGUUAUAUGAAAGCGACAAGAACGCGACUAUGCGUGCCCUCUUCGCUCAAGGAGCAGGUUUUCUUGAUACAUGUGUCGAGCUUAUGAGUCGGGCCAUUGAUACGGUGCCUGCUGGUGUCCAACUCAGCGAGCCAGUUACAGCAAUGCCUGUCAAGCCCAUCAAUAUAACCUACGACUUUGGUGAAGAUGGGAGGUUGAUGCUCUCCGGAAAGAUCAGGAUCCUCACACCAGCGAGUACUUCUCCGCCGCCAUCUCUGAACCUUCGCAUGAACCAAUACGAGACGAAACUUGAGCCGGAGGUCGACACUGGAAGUUCAGUCUUUGGCCGCAGCAGCAGCGGAUACGGAAUUACGUCAUACUAUCCGCUUUCGUUAUCUGGGCGUACCGUUCAAUAUGCAACGUCUUUCUUGGUGUACGGUCCGAGCAUAUCACAACAGGCUUUCUCGAUCACUAGCCAAGUGUUUAUCGUGCCUAGUAUGACAGCAUUGAGGGGUUCUUCGAUCCGUGUCACGAUCGCUAUAGGUAACACGAAGUCGUGCGACGACCUAACGGUGCUAAUUGCGGCACCUUUCGCACAGCAUGGCACGUUAGCGCCGAAGAUGAGUGAAACAAGCAUGGUGAUGAGCAAGGCGACAGCAGUGUUGGAUGGGUACAUACUUUGUCAGAGCCCUGCCGUUUUACAAGAUAUCCCCACUGGGCUGGUCAGAGUUCAGGCGCUGGUGGGAGAAAAGCCUGUUGACACGCUAUUAAUCAACGGAGGAACGGCCGGAUGGUAA
Messenger RNA from Alternaria atra, 1578 nucleotides. RefSeq lists its product as uncharacterized. The transcript is spliced from 3 exons. Gene Ontology annotation, biological process: response to reactive oxygen species; hydrogen peroxide catabolic process; cellular response to oxidative stress. NCBI's taxonomy places the organism in Eukaryota, Fungi, Ascomycota, Dothideomycetes, Pleosporales, Pleosporaceae. Gene Ontology annotation, molecular function: heme binding; peroxidase activity. The record is from RefSeq and is a predicted model, not a curated record. Bases 1 to 1578 code for a protein of 525 amino acids.